AACUCAGUCGCCCCACACAUUUCUCUCCAUCUCUUUUUUCUCUUCUCUCCCGACCUCCACGGUUAGGGUUUCCUUUUCACCUCACGCCUUCGUCAUCAUGAUGCAACCCGGCUCCGGUGUUCCUCCGCCGUCCAUGGGCCAGCAGCCGCCGCCCCAGCAGUACGGCCAGCAGCCCCCCGCCCAGCCCUACAUGAUGAUGCCGCCUCCACCGUCCGCCGUCCAGCCUCCGCCAAUGUGGGCCCCCCAGCCGCACAUGGCCCCGCCGCCUCAGGCUCAGCCCGCCAGCGCCGACGAGGUCCGCACGCUCUGGAUCGGCGACUUGCAGUACUGGAUGGAAGAGAACUAUCUCUACAGUAUCUUUGCUAAUACCGGCGAGGUUGUUAAUGUGAAAGUUAUUCGCAAUAAGCAGACUAGUCAAUCUGAAGGAUAUGGGUUUAUUGAGUUUGUAAGUCGAGCUGCUGCAGAAAGAGUGCUUGAGACAUACAAUGGUAUCACUAUGCCAAAUGCUGGCCAGGCUUUCAGAUUGAACUGGGCAUCUGCAGGGGAGAAGCGAUCUGAUGAUACUCCUGAUUAUACCAUAUUUGUUGGGGACUUGGCUGCGGAUGUCACAGAUUAUACCCUACAAGAGAUCUUUAAGGCCCGUUAUCCAUCGUGCAAGGGAGCUAAGGUUGUCAUUGACAGAAAUACCCAGCGUACCAAGGGAUAUGGGUUUGUUAAGUUUGGAGAUGAGAGUGAACAAUUGCGUGCGAUGACUGAGAUGAAUGGAGUUGUUUGUUCUUCAAGACCUAUGCGAAUUGGGCCAGCUGCAAACAAAAAUGCUGGGGGCAAUCAGCAAUAUUCAAGAGCUUCAUUUCAGAGUUCUCCAGGUGCAAAGAAUGAGACCGAUCCCAAUAACACAACUAUAUUUGUUGGAAAUCUUGAUGCCAACGUCACCGAUGACCAUUUGAGGCAAGUUUUUAGCCAGUAUGGUGAGCUGGUACAUGUGAAGAUACCUGCAGGCAAGCGAUGUGGGUUUGUUCAGUUUGCAGACAGGAGUCGUGCUGAAGAGGCUUUGCAAGGAUUAAACAAUUCAACAAUUGGUGGACAAAAUAUCCGACUUUCUUGGGGUCGAAGUCCUUCAAACAAGCAGCAGGCUCAGGCAGAUCCAAACCAAUGGAAUGCUGGCUACUAUGGAUAUGCACCAACCCCUGAGGGAUAUGGAUAUGCCCAAGUGUCCCAAGACCCUAGCAUGUACUACGGAGGCUAUCCUGCUGGAUACGGGAAUUACCAGCAGUCGCAGCAGCAACAGCAACAGCAAGUUGGUUUUAGUUGAGUGUUGUGUUGAGUUUUAUCUUGCCUUCCAGCUCUAGAGACUUGAAAUAAGUUUAAGAUACUGGUUGAGAUAUUUUUCUCUGUUUUCUGAGAAGUACUUUGUCGGAUGUAAUCUGUAUCACUAAGUUUUUAACAAUUCAAGGAAGCCUUCUCUAUUA
Messenger RNA from Argentina anserina (silverweed cinquefoil), 1469 nucleotides. RefSeq names its product RNA-binding protein L-like. Gene Ontology annotation, cellular component: cytosol. Lineage: Eukaryota; Viridiplantae; Streptophyta; Magnoliopsida; Rosales; Rosaceae. The transcript has 6 exons. Bases 98 to 1312 code for a protein of 404 amino acids. The record is from RefSeq and is a predicted model, not a curated record. Gene Ontology annotation, molecular function: mRNA binding.